AUGCCGUUCCCAUCGCGCUCGAGCGCCCCGUGCCUCAGGAACAACCACGACGGUUCCUUCGUCCAGUUCUCCUCGGCCAGCAACAGCUGCUCCUCUUGCUCCAGCCUCGGCUAUCACGCCCCAACAGCUCCAAGAGAUCGUCAGCUCCGUAACCGCAGAAGUGACUCGACGCCUGCAAACUGUAGCAACUCCAGUGCCUGGUGUUCACACGCAGUCCCAUCGAGUUCUCCUUCUGGACCUGCUGCCUCAGUUACGGAAUCGCCUAUUGUCCGCAUCGCAGAGCAUGUUGCGACUCCUCCGACGGCUGUGGCGCAACUUGCUGUUUCCAACGCUCUUGGUUCGGCCCACGCCACAAUUUCAGGUGAGACAUUUUUGGCGCCUAAUUCUAGCCAUGUUCAACCAACGCAGGAAUAUCACUCUAUUAGUUUACCUAUAGACUGUCGGAUUUCCAUUAAACUUAAAAAUAAAAUUUGGAACGAUGAAUACAUUGAUUUCGGGUCUUUGUUGAGCAAUCCAAUGUCAGAUAACAAAUUCCAUUUGAGCUUUAGCUCUUCUGACGCCGGUUUACCACCAUCUCUUUCAGUAGAGCCGAUAAGUAAAGCCAAGAAAAUAACAAAUAUUUCUGUUUGGAUGAGUGCGUUUCGCAUUUUUGUAGGGGUUUAUGCUCAAAAGUAUCCUCAUGAGUCCCCCGCACUCAUGAAAUACGGGGACAUAGUACAGGACUUGGCAGAUCGGGGUCAAAAUUGGCGGUUCUAUGAUGAAAACUUUCGCUUUUUGCGUCAAACCCAGCGUAGUUUGUUGUCUUGGGCCAAUGUUCACUGGGAAUUGUGGCUGCGAUCGCAGCAUACUUCGCAAAAAUCACCCAGUACAAUGCAACGUGCCCCGUCUACCCUUUCUGGUAAGGGGCCGCAAAAUUCAAUUCCUCGAGGCUACUGCUUCAAGUUUCACAAAGGAGAGGCUUGUUCUGGGUGUGAAUUUAAACAUUCCUGUUUUAAGUGUGACGGCUUACACCCUGGCCUUAAAUGUAAUUUUCGUGGCCAACUCAGGCGAGAUUUUCCCAGACCAACCCGUAAUUCUGCCAAGUCAGGUGCUGCUCCCAACGCCAAUCAACCUAAAUCGGCUUGAGCCAUAUUUAAACGGCUAUUUUGCAGACAUAAUUUCUACGCUUUUUUCAGGUUUUACUCAUGGUUUUGCGUUACAUUUUUCUGGUAUUAUUAAUACCCAAGAAGGUAAAAAUCUGCCUUCGGCUUUAGCUAAUCCAACCGUGGUUGAUAAAAAACUUGCUAAAGAACUGUCAGCUCUCAGGCUUGCAGGGCCUUUUACUGCCGCGCCAUUUCACCCAUUUAGGGUUUCUCCGUUAGGUCUAGUCCCAAAAAAGACAAUAGGCGAAUUUCGUUUGAUUCACCAUUUGUCCUUCCCGCGCGGUUCUUCUGUCAACGAUGGCAUAGCUACCGAAAACACCAGCGUGCACUAUGCCACAGUUGCAGAUGCUAUUCGUUUAAUUAAACUCGCGGGACCUGGAUGUUUUCUUGCAAAAACCGACGUGAAGAACGCUUUUCGCAUUAUACCAAUUCGACCCUCCGACCAUUAUCUGUUGGGCAUGAAAUGGCGCGGACGGUAUUAUUUCGAUCGCUGCUUGCCUAUGGGUGCUGCCAGUUCUUGCAAAACCUUUGAAGUUUUUAGUACUGCGCUUCAAUGGAUUGCUCAACACAAACUCGAUACCGACUAUAUUUUACAUUUACUUGAUGAUUUUUUGCUUAUUUCGCCCUCUUAUGACUCCUGUCAGACUCAGUUACAUCGCUUUCUAGCAUUUUGUGCAUUUAUUGGUCUGCCGCUGGCCCAAGAGAGUACGUUAUUUUGAGGCACCUCGGGGAUAUGUGUUUAUUCACCUCGGCGCUGCGCGCCUCGGUGAAUAAAUCACAUAUCCCCUCGUUGCCUCAAAAUAACCUAUACUUAUUUGUACCAAAACCAAGAACGAACUACAGUAAGCGAAGUUUUAGUUAUAGCGGGGCAGUGUUAUGGAACGAGUUACCGCAAAAUGUACGAACAACAUGCUCCCUAAGUCAAUUCAAAAGAGCAAUUGACAAUCUGUUCUCUAUAUGAGAUGGACUCCCGCACGGCAAUCUUGUAAAUCAGUAUUUUAGUGUUUGGAUAAGUUUAAAGUGUAUAUUAAUUGUCAUAGCGUAAUUGUAAUUAUAUGUUAGUUAAUUAUCUUGUAAAAUGUUAUACUGUAGAUUUCACCGUGGUAAAAUAAAGUUUUUGAUUGAUUGAUUGCAGUGGCGCCGCCAGCGCUAUAAUAGGUAGUUUACGAUCUGCGACGCGGCCGGUUCGACGACGCGCUUUCAAAACAAAGAAAUUUGGUGUUUUCACAAACAAUAGUAUUAUGUGUUUUAUCGCCAUGCAAACCUACAAAGAACUUACAAAGAAAUUUGUCAUGCAAGACGAAAACUGUCAAUAAUUUGUGGUUCCAUGAGUAUUGUCAACCGCGUUGUCAUUCUCAACACAACGUUAAAAAAGCAUUAUUACGUCUUUCAGGCAACGCGAAAGCUUGAUGCGACACAAGAGGUGUUAACUAAAAGUCGAAAUUACAGCAAACAUUGCAUCGCUUUAGCCGAACGUAGCAUUAUGUAAGGUUAUUUGAAAGAAUCAAAUAUUUUUAAUAGCCUGCGAACAGGCUCUCAAGCUGAAUUGAGAGCCUGCAUCGAUGACUAAUGAAUUUGAAUAUCUGCCCCGUAACGUUCGUUUUUCCAAAUAUGGAAUGUCUAUCCUUAUAUGGCGUUGUUUACAACUUUCGUGCAAACUAAAUUUAGACCGUGCAAACUAAAUUUAGACCGUACAGUUUGUACUGUUAUUCGAAAUAUAAGAUAUUCAAGCAAAAGUUUAAAUGUUUUAAAUACUGUUUUCUCGAAACAGAACACUUCGUGCUUUGAGAUAAGAUGGCCAAGACCAAUUUGAUCAGUUAAUGUGUUUUUUAUGCAUAGUGCUUCAGCAGUUGACAUAUAUAGAGCUCAGCGGAAACAUAUAAAUUAUAGCAUCUGACCAAUGAGAAUUUCGCGUCACGAUUUGAGACGCAGAUAUUCAAAUUCAUUAGUCAUCGAUGCAGGCUCUCAAUUCAGCUUGAGAGCCUGUUCGCAGGCUAAUAUUUUUAACAGCUUAGCGCUCAUCCUUGACCUAAAAUUUAGACCGCGUCGUUGAGCCGGCCGCGUCGCAGAUCGUAAACUCUUUAUUAGCGAAUAUUCAUAUAUUUGUGUUCACAGACCAUAAAAACAAUCGAUUUCAAAAGAAGUUAAUAAUGCAGAACACGAAGAUAUGAAUAUUCGCCCCCCCCCCCCAAUUAUCGAGCUGGCGGCGCCACUGAUUGAUUGAUUGAUUGAUGAACUUGAUCUAAUCAAUACGCCGCUUUUUUGGGCAGUGAUUUUUAUCGGAGUAAGUAUUUUGCGUACUGACAAUUAAUAAGCAACGUCUAUACAAGGUGUCCAAAGAAAAGUCCCCCUUUAGAAAUCACUCUUGUGCGUUAUCGUAUACCUUUGGGAAUUUAAUUUAAUUGUACAUGAACGGCGGAAGUAUUUACAACUUCCCUUCGUCCAAAUAAUUUAACACUUCGGCCGGUCGCACUUUGCGUUAACGUAUAAGUUGUUACGACAAAUACUCGCUGCUCUGUAGUCAGUUGAACCAUUCCUACUCGAACUGACGGUAAGACGAAUUUGUAAUUUGACAUUUUUGUGUUGUUGUUCGUUUUAGAUGCUAUUUUAAAUUCCCAAUUUAAAGAAUGGCUAAUUUGAAUUUGAAAUGGUGUACAUUUUUUUGAUACACCCUGUAUAGCCAUAGGCUGAAACGCCAAAAUAUUGGGAAUUUAAUUAUUCGACAAAUGCAUUCAUUUAGCCAAACAAGACAGGAUGGAAUUCCUCUCAGGUAUUGAUGGAUAUUAUUAUGCACAAACAAACAUCAAAAUCGUUUUUUAGAUUGUUCAGAGCCAGUUGCGCUAGGCAUGGAAUUGGGUUCAAUAUUGGAUGGUCAAAUUACAGCCUCGAGCAUGUCUGAAGAUGGGGAUUUUACUCCUACAUAUUCCAGGUUAAAUCGUCCAGGUGGGUUUAAACCUACAUCCACAGUGACACAGCAAUGGUUGGAAGUUGACUUUAAGGUAAAUCCACUGAUGCUAAAUGUAAAGUAAGUUUAGGUGGUGUUAUUCGUCCUCUAUCUUGUGGUAAUUAGAUUUACAACUGAGUAAAUUGAACUGUGCAGUUAUAUACAAAAUACAAAACAACAAUAACUCCAAAAAGGAACAUUUUAAUAUUCUAGCGUUCGACUACGUUUUAGUCAUCAUUAUAGGAAUGAUGCUAUGGGUUACAUUACAUUGAUAUUUAUUGGUACAUAUUUAUACAGUACAAAUCAGUGCAGACAUCGUCAGUGCAGCUUGGUCCACGUCUAGAUCGGUGAAGCAUUCGCUAUUUAUAUCACAUGAGCUUGCUCUCAACAAGGCAUGGGGCCUAUAUAUAUAUAUAUAUAUAUAUAUAUAUAUAUAUAUAUAUAUAUAUAUAUAUAUAUAUAUAUAUAUAUAUAUAUAUAUAUAUAUAUAUAUAUAUAUAUAUAAAGUAAGCGUAAAAGUGUCGCGAAAAAAUUAAGGAAUAAUAUUAAUAAUAAUAUUUAAUAUUUAUAUUGUGCAAAUUAACAUGUUAUAGUAUAUGAUCAAGGAAAAUACGAUUCAGCAAUAAAAAUAGAAUCAUAUAGAAACAUAAACCAUUAAACCACACAUAUAUUUUAUAGUCUAAGGCAAACAUCAGACUAGUAAGAAAUAAAUAACUUUAAAAUGUAAAUGUUAACAACAGAAUGUCAUAAUUACAAUUGCAAAAUGUACAAUGUUAACAAAACUUUAACAAUAUUUCACAUGCAUAUAUGCAUUUGCUGUACUAUUGUCAAUUGUCUGAGCAAAUCAGUUUGAAUCAGUUAUACCACGGUCAAUAGAACCACAGAAUAAGUACACACCGAGAUCUCAGUGAUUCAGAUUAAUUUAGCGUAAGGGAUUUUUUCGGUACGCCAUGUUUUUAGGAAGAGCCCUAACGAGAGGCAGUCAACCCCCUGAAAACAUAUUGAAAUUUAAUCUUCCAGGGCCUCUCUUUAGGGCACUUGCUGAGAACAUGGCCGCUAUCUAUUUUGGUAAAAAUUACCUUACGGUUUUCCCUCAGAAAUGAAACCUCUGUAUGUAAGUACUCUGCAUGCGAUGAAACUGAGAGGUAAUACGUAUAACUAUCAAAUAUAGACAUUAAGUUAUAUAUUAUAUAAUUUUAAUAAAAUAAAUAAUUUGCCUUCUAAUUAAUUUCGCGACACUUUUACGCUUAUUUUCGUAAAAACGAUGUAAAUGAAUAUUUUAGGGGGAUCUUUGUUUUCGUAAUUACAAAGACCGAUCGCGAAGACCCAUCUUAGGUCUUCAUUUUCGUAGGUCUUCGUUUUCGGAACGCCCGGACUAUAACUGUUAACCUGCCAACAUUCAUGGGCGAUAUAUACUAAAACAGGACCACACUGUUAACUUGCUUUUAUAGUAAGGGAAAUACACAAGACCAAAAUAUAUUUAGGGGAAAAUACGGAGCACCAAACUGUUAACCUGGUGUUAUAUCAGACUGUUAUAUCUUAUUUGAUAUGGUAGUUUGACUAUUAUCUUCUGUAUGUGCCUUAGGCACUUCCAGUUUUUGAAGCACUUCCAAUUUCGUUCAAUGGGUGCGGUAGCCCUCCAGCACUCAGAGAUUCUGGAAGAUAGUGAUUUUACUGUAUAUACUGUGACUCUUGGAACACCGUAUGGCGCUGGGUAUAGAAAAGCUUUAUUUGGAAAUUUACGUAUUUUUACAAUUUUUUGUAAAGGUCGUUACAACAGUGAGCUCAAUCAAUACUCAAGGAUGGGAUGGCUACUGGGUGACAAAUUUCCAAAUGUCUUACAGUAAUGAAGAGAAUAAUUUCGUAAAAUUAAAGGCGGUCGGUGGAGAAGACUUGGUGAGACAUUUUAUUCUAAUUUCAACUGGCAAGCCAAGCCCGUUCCACUCAUGCACACGUGAUGUUAUUUUCAAAAAUAUUGUAAUAAUUUGAAGCUAACGAUUUCGCAAAGCAGCUAAAGCAGAACAAACAAACGAACGAAGACGAAAGAAAAAACAAAGAAACAGGAAAACAUUGAAUUAAAUAAACAAACAAAGAAAAAAGCAAGGACCAAGAAACAGACAAAAGAGUGGACAAACAAACUAAAAAGCACAACACUUAUUGGAUGUAAUAAUUUUCUUUUUAGUAACGACCAGAAGGCUUUUUUUACAAUUUAUUAAAUUUGUUAUAAAAAAAAGCCUUCUGGUCGUUACUAAAAAGAAAAUUAUUACAUUUAAAUGAGGCUUAGAGAAAGUUCGCUUCUAAUCACUUAUUGGAUGUUUAUAUAUAGACGCGUUCAAAAUGCGUUGGACAGCCAUUAACGCUAACUCUGGGUUAAAAUUGAAUCUCAUGCUUAUUUGGUUUUUGCAUAUUUCUACACAAUCAUCUGCUGCACAAAACUUCUUUUGAUCCAGACAAGAUUUCUGAAGAAAUAUUUCCGAGUUUAUAAACAAGCUGUUGGGGAAUUUGCUUUGAAAUUUAGGUUAACAUAGUGUUAAGCUAACCAGCUUUCGAAAUGAGCAUACAAGUAUACGUACAAGCAACAGACAAACGAAAAACAAACAAACAAGUGAAAAAACAAACAAACAACCAGGGACUGAAAACAAACAAAACAGACAAGAAAAAAAAAUCUAACCAACAUCUAAGUAGACAAAAACGCAAUCAAGAUGUAUACGCUUAAAUAUAAUAAUCAAUUCCAGGUUAUAAUUAAUGCUUAUUCAUUUUAUAUCUUAGACUUUUACUGGAAAUACAAACGUAUCAGCCGUGUCUACCACCUUCACUCCUAACAUUAUAGCUCGAUAUGUAAGGUUUUUACCGACAGAAUGGUACGACGGUCAUCCCUAUGUUCGGUUGGAAUAUUAUGGCUGUUAUGGGG
Molecule: messenger RNA, 6997 nt
Organism: Paramuricea clavata
Lineage: Eukaryota; Metazoa; Cnidaria; Anthozoa; Malacalcyonacea; Plexauridae
Source: the annotation of a GenBank genome assembly